AUGGAAUCGAGCUAUUCGUACACAAGCGGGUCUUUUUAUGACUUUAGCAACUACUCGAAUCUGCCGAGUGGGUUGCUGUACACCCAUACCGAUCAUGUUAUAAUCUCUAUCGUCAACCCUUGCAUCCUAGCACUGGGUCUCAUCGGUAACAUUGCCUUUCUGUUUGUCAUGGCCAGUGUCCGUAGAAUGUGGACGGUCACCAACAUGUACCUCAUCAACAUGGCGGUGGCUGAUAUAUUAUUCCUGACCGUUGCGGUAUCGGUGAAGCUUGCCAAUUACAUCGGGAGUCCGGUCAUUAUUGACCAGUCCACGGUCGGUCAUGUUGGCUCCGUCACCACAUCGUUGCUUCUGGAUCUCAGCUACUUUGCGUCCCUGUUCCUCGUCACCCUGGUGUCGUUGGAGAAGUUCUACGCCGUGUGCCACCCUCUCCGGCACCGGUUGAUCGGCGGGAUGAAACGCACCACGAAGCUCAUCAUCGGGGUAUGGCUUCUAGCUUUAAUGGUCGCCUUAGUCCUACUCCCGACACGGAUGGAGAAUCAAAAGUUCUUCGUGGAAUGGCCUCAAGAUCAGGAGUUCCAAAACUUCCCAGACAUGAUUGAAGUAGAGCAACCAAUCGUGACAUGGUAUGUAGAGUUCCACAACAUCGUUCAGACCGUGCCGUUCUUCGUUGCCUUGACUCUGAACGUGGUGUUCUACGUGAAGAUUAUCAUGCGCCUCAGCCAGAAGGUGAGUACCGUGUCAACCGAGAGCAGCGCCCAGGAGCUCCGCCGACUCAAGAUUCGCAACCAGGUCGCCUUGAUGCUGAUCGUGAACGGUGUUGCGUUCUUCGUUUGUCUCGCACCUUUCCAACUGCUCUCAUUCAUCCUGACUAUCUCACAACGUAGUGGGGCAUCUCUCUCGGCUGAACACUUCAACAACGCACAGUGGGUGGGUCGCAUCCUUACAUACAUCAAUCCAGUGUUGAAUCCCUUCAUAUACAACUUGACCAACCCAAGAUACAGAGCUGCUUUCCACGAGGCGUUUACUUGCAAGGGGAAAAGACACCAGUCAGAGGAAUCCAAAACAACCAAUGAUAACACUGUUGGCUCGAUGCUCUGAAUAGACCACGGUGCAGCCAUCUUGAAUUUCUCCCAUUUAUAUCAA
Asterias rubens (European starfish) is the source of this 1143-nucleotide messenger RNA. RefSeq names its product neuromedin-U receptor 2-like. The record is from RefSeq and is a predicted model, not a curated record. Gene Ontology annotation, molecular function: G protein-coupled receptor activity. Gene Ontology annotation, cellular component: plasma membrane. The transcript has a single exon. Lineage: Eukaryota; Metazoa; Echinodermata; Asteroidea; Forcipulatida; Asteriidae. The coding region runs from base 1 to 1098 and encodes 365 amino acids. Gene Ontology annotation, biological process: G protein-coupled receptor signaling pathway.